Messenger RNA from Schistosoma guineensis, 2016 nucleotides. Lineage: Eukaryota; Metazoa; Platyhelminthes; Trematoda; Strigeidida; Schistosomatidae. The record is from the annotation of a GenBank genome assembly.
AUGCCGUUGUUUGCAGGUUUGGACGUUGACGAUGAGGAAAUUAUUCCUGAUAUUCUGGACCAGAAACCCAAAGUUGAAGACCAUCUGGGUUCAACAAUUAUAGUGGAUGGAUGUCCUGUUGUUGGCCCAGCUAAAUUCGAGCUCCUUAAAAAGUUUUUGCUAGAUAAAUUUUCGAAAAUCGGCCCGAUAGUAGAUCAUGAGUUCCCUUUGGAUAAUGAAAAACAAACAAAAGGAUAUAUUUUCAUUACCUACGAGAACGGAAAGGCAGCAUCACAAGCUGUCCGAACCAUGAAUAAUGUUCCUCUGGACAAGAAUCACACUUUCCAGGUUACUCUAUUGUCAGAUUUCGAACGAGUAACAAAUGUUCCGACUGAAUGGGUACCUCCACCCAAACAAGAAUAUAAGGAUUUAGGUAAUUUAAAGAGCUGGUUGUUGAAUGAGUUUUGUCGGGACCAGUUUGCGGUUGUCUACAAUGAUGGUGGAACUGGAUCCGUUUAUUGGCAUACUGCUGUCGAACCAGUUGUGGCUGAAGAACGGGAUCAUUGGACUGAUGGGUGGAUGCGAUGGUCACCCAGAGGGACUUAUUUGGCAACAAUGCAUUCUUUGGGUAUUAUUUUAUGGGGCGGUGAGAAGUUCCAAAGAAUCGGUCGUUUUCCCCAUUCAGGUGUCAAAACAAUAGAAUUUUCACCCAUGGAACAAUUUAUGAUAACUUUGAGUCCAAGCCCCAACUUUCCCACCGAUGAACGUGCAGACGCAAUCGUGUGGGAUGUGAAGCGCUGUGUUAGUCGUCGAGAGUUCUCCGUUCCAAUCGAUUUCCAUCUGGCCUUCAAAUGGUCUCCAAAGGAUGAAUAUUUUGCUUGCUUGCGAGACGGUGUCAUUAGUAUUUACUGUGCUAGCAAUUUUAGACUUUUGGAUAAAAAGAAAAUUGGGGGCAAUAUUCGUGAUUUUUCUUGGUCACCUUCUGAUAAUAUUUUAGCGUACUGGGUACCUGAAUCUGAUAAUACUCCAGCCAGAGUUGUUCUUUUGGAAGUACCAAGUCGUCAGGAACUAUGCACAAAGAAUUUAUUUUCCGUAGCUGAAAUCAGUCUUCUAUGGCAUGAACAAGGUGACUUCUUAGCUGUUCAAGUAUUAAGGUGUGCAAAAAAGAAGUUGGACGGUGAAAAGCAAGUGAAAUAUGUGGGUACCUACACCAAUUUUGAAAUUGUUCGUUUAAGAGAAAAAUUAUAUCCUGUUGAUCAGCUGGAAGUUAAAGGCACUGUAUCGAAUUUUCAAUGGGAACCUUGUGGUACACGUUUCGCUUUCUUACAAUCUGUAACAAGUGGAAAAUUGUCAAUCGCUAUUUAUGAUGUAUCUCGUGGAACUAAUGUUCGCGAAGUUACUGUUCUUGAUCUUGCUUCACCUCGAACCAAUGAUCUUCGUUGGUCAUCUAAGGGUGGGAUUAUUGUAGCAGCAGGUUUAAGAAGUGCUGAUGGUAUACUGGAAUUCAUUUCAGCAAAUGAGGGUCAGAUUUUAGCUAAGGGAGAACAUCCAACUGUUAGUGAUAUACAAUGGGAUCCUACAGGAAGGUAUAUAGCGACAACAGUAAGUAGUUUCUAUCAGAAGAAUGAUAAUGCAAUAUGGUUUUGGAAUUGUGUGGGUCGUUGCUUGUAUAAAAUGAACUUGCGUGGAAUUCGCACUUUCAUCUGGAGACCACGACCACCUACGCUACUCAGCGCUGAACAGCUGCAGGCUAUUAAAAAGAAUAUGGCAAAAUAUAAUUCACAAUUAGCCAACGAAGAUCGUAUGCUUGCUUCAAAGGCUAGCAGAGAAUUGCUUGAGAAACGACAAAAAUUAUUAACUGAAUUCAAUAUUUGGAAAAAUGCUAUCAUUAAAUUAUAUAAUAAAGAUGAAGAGGAACGUUUUAGAUUAAGAGGUUCUGGCGCUGAUACAUCAUCUCGUGAACCGCAAACAGAAGAAGAAUUGGAAAUUUUAAUCAGUGCUGUACAUGAAACAAUUCGUAAAAAUACAGAUGAAUAA